Messenger RNA from Lytechinus variegatus (green sea urchin), 7413 nucleotides. Its product is annotated as A disintegrin and metalloproteinase with thrombospondin motifs 6-like. NCBI's taxonomy places the organism in Eukaryota, Metazoa, Echinodermata, Echinoidea, Temnopleuroida, Toxopneustidae. The record is from RefSeq and is a predicted model, not a curated record. Gene Ontology annotation, molecular function: metalloendopeptidase activity. The transcript is spliced from 19 exons. Gene Ontology annotation, cellular component: extracellular matrix. Gene Ontology annotation, biological process: proteolysis; extracellular matrix organization. The coding region runs from base 188 to 2767 and encodes 859 amino acids.
UAUUUUCUUUUAUCUUCCAGAACGUGAGGAGAAGCAGGAGUGGUGGGAAUCCGUCAGUGACUUCUCUCUAGCGAAAGAUGUUGAGAAGAAGCUUCAGGAUCCCGAAUAUCUUGCCCACUACCGGAGGAAACGGGUGAGCAGUCUGAGCACCGAAAGAAACGUAGAAACCCUGGUGGUCGCCGACAAGAUGAUGAUGGGUUACCAUGGGGAGACCAGCAUCGAAUCCUACCUCCUCACUCUCAUGAACAUUGUGGCGAAUCUUUACCAUGAUGGGAGUAUAGAGAAUGCUAUCAAUGUUGUGGUCACCAGGAUGCUACUCCUUACACAAGAUCAGAGAAACCUCAGCUUGAGUCAUCUUGCUGGUAAAUCGUUACAAAGCUUCUGCGAGUGGCAGCAUGCCAUGAAUCCAACACCUAAUCACAACAUGAACAUCUCCAACGACAUGCUGGUGUUUCCUAACCAUGAUAAUGCUGUGCUGAUAACAAGAUACGAUCUUUGCAUGAGAUACAACCAACCUUGCGGCACAAUCGGUCUUGCUCCUGUUGGCGUCAUGUGUAGACCAGAUCAGAGCUGUAAUAUAAAUGAAGAUACAGGAUUAGCAACAGCAUUUACUAUAGCACACGAGAUAGGUCACAAUUUUGGUAUGAAGCAUGAUGGCGAUGGUAACGCCUGUGGAUCAAGAGGGGGUAUCAUGGCGGAUCAGAUUACUGAAAACAGUGACCCAUACUCAUGGUCUGAAUGCAGUGCUCACUACAUCACAUCAUACAUAGAGUCAGGUAAAGCGAUAUGCCUUGACGAUGUUCCGCAGCUAGCAGACUAUUGGUUACCUACUGCCAUGCCAGGUGAACUAGUAGAUGGGAACCAACAGUGUCAGCUACAGUACGGCCAGGGUGCCAAGGCUUGUAAUACCAAUAAUAUAUGUCGGGAGCUAGCUUGUCAGAAGCCAAACACAAGAGCAUGUUGGAGAACAGGAACACCGGCUGCGGAAGGAACGCGAUGCCAAACAUCUCUUAUAUCAGAAGGAUGGUGCUAUCUAGGCGACUGUGUAGAGUAUGGGACCAGACCUCAAGCUGUGGAUGGUUCCUGGGGGACCUGGUCCUCGUGGUCAGACUGUUCCAGGACCUGUGGUGGGGGUGUCUCAAACUCAGAGAGACAGUGCAAUAAUCCCGAGCCAAGAAAUCGAGGCCAGUACUGCACAGGAGAGAGAAGUAGAUAUAGAUCAUGUAAUACCAAUGAUUGUCCCGAAAACUCGCGAGACUUUCUCUCCGUCCAAUGUUCAGCCUUGAACAACGAGGUCUACCAUGGUCAGUUCUAUACGUGGGAGCCGUACGUGAGUCCGAACCCCGAACCUUGCCAGCUUUCGUGUGUUUCCUCCGGGGGAAAUCAUCUUCAGAGGAUACCGAAGGUGGUCGAUGGUACGAGAUGCUACUCCAAGAGACACAAACCGGAUUCUCUAGAUAUAUGCAUCAACGGGAAGUGCCAUGCUGUAGGAUGUGAUAAGAUAUUAGGCUCGGAAGCCAGGGAAGACAAGUGUCGUGUGUGCGGAGGAGAUGGUAGUUCAUGUGAGACUGUUGUAGGUACAUACAACGGGGAGCUGGUUGCAGGAGACUACCAAGAAAUCCUUACCAUUCCUAGAGGUUCUGUCCACAUCAGUCUGCAAGAGAUGGCCAUUUCUAGAAACUAUUUAGCGCUGAAGUCGGUGAAUAAUGAUUACUACAUUAAUGCUGAGUGGAUGAUAGAUUGGCCAAAAUCUUAUGAUGUGGCAGGGUCCACUUUCAUCUAUGAGAGACCUGAUGAUGCACCAGAGAUGCUCAGGGCACUAGGACCAACCAAUCAAGAACUUGUUGUCAUGUUACUGGUUCAGGAAGAAAAUCAGGGGAUCAGAUAUUCUUUCAAUCGUCCGGUAACGAGAACAAACCAAGGCGAUAGACAGAUGGCGUUUACAUGGGAGAGACGGGAAUGGUCACAGUGCUCUGUUACAUGUGCAGGAGGUGUAUCAGUAUCUGAGAUGCAGUGUGUAAGAGUAGAUGAUGAGACCGUUGUUAGCGAUACAUUCUGUGAUCAUCCUAAACCUGAGAGAAGGACCGUAUCAUGCAAUACACAGGCUUGCCCACCUGAAUGGCAGAUAUCUGCAUGGUCUGAGUGUACGAGGACGUGUGGUAACGGAGAGAAGACCAGGACAGUUCUAUGUACCACCAAGGUGACCCAACACGAGGAUGAGGUGGUGGACGAGGCGUUAUGUGAGGAACAUAAACCAGCGGAGAUCAUGACGUGCGGUCACAGGGAAUGUCCACCUGUAUGGAUCACUGGACCUUGGGCACAGUGUUAUCCAUCGUGUGGACCCGGUCACAAACAGCGUCACGUCCAGUGCAUGAGCAGUGACCGGAGGCAGACCUAUUCACAUAUCAUGUGUAACAAAGCAGACAUGCCGGUCUACAGAAUGCCGUGCAACCUAGGGGAUUGCCCACCACCUAGGUGGAUUGCUGGUGAUUGGAGUGAGUGCAAUACUCGGUGUGGUAUGGGUCAGCAGAACCGGCCAGUCAGCUGUAUGGCUCAGAACGGUCUCAUACUCCGAGAUCAGAACUGCCAUGCUUCAGAGAGACCAAGCAGACAAAGACAGUGUGAGAGUCCAUGUGGUACAAUACCUGCACCACCAGAGAGUUGUCAAGAUGCCAGCUCUGUCACAUACUGCCCUCUUGUCAAGAAAUUCAGAUUUUGCAACAACGAAUACUUCCGCAAAAUGUGCUGCAGAACCUGCUCCAGCUGAUAGGGUGUCCUGUCAGGUGGUUAGGUCAUGUGACUGAUCAUGUGAUAGGAUGCAGCAAGAACUGCCAUGAAUUAUAUGCAACUGUCUUCCAUCCAGCACUAUGCAGCAUUCUUGUUUUUUUUUAAUUGUCAAAUGUGUUUUGUAUGAGGGGAGGUAUGUAACCAACUAGGCUUUCAUUUUGUUUUAUAUAUGUAAUAAUAUAUCAUGGUCACCUGAUUCUUUAUUUGUCAUGUGAUCAAGUGUCACAUGAUUAGUGUGCCACAGAUUGUUUCAAUGUGAUUUUAACUAUACAGUGUAAUAUGCUACCUGUUUCUUUGCAUUGAGAAAAGACAAACUUGUCUUACAGAUACCAACCUCACAACUGUUAUAUAUGUAUUUUUUUUAUAUUUUGUCAUUUUGUAAACAAUGCAAAUAAAGGGAAUUAUCCUCAAUACAAUACUUCAAUAAUAUUAACUUGUUUAUGAUUUAAUUGAGGUUUAAUUUAUUUAUGGGCAAUUACCAGCUAUAUGGAUUGAUGGUGCCUUUAAGAAUUACCCCACCUUUGCCAAAAGAGAGUCAGCCUUAAAAAAAAUAUUCUUGAUAUUGAUAUUAAUCAGUGCAUUUCGAUUUCUCCUUCAACAUGGUGCUUAUUUUUACCAAUUGUUUGCUGCGCACUAGAGAUGAUGUUAAGAAUAUUUUACAUAUAUAUUUUUUUGAAAAUAUUUCUCUUACUGUGCAGAUAGCAUCAAAAUGAAUUUCAUGUGUACAGCAUCUAAUUUUUUUAAAUGUUAUUUUAAUUGUAACAAAGAUAAUUUUCGUUUGUAAAAUGGAUUAUUUUUACUUCUUUGUUUGUAUAUUGAAUUUAAGAAGAUUAAACUAUUUAAAAGUACUUAAUGUGAAAGUUUGUGCUGUGUGUGAUCUAGAUUAGAGAAACAGUUUUGUUAGAAAUUUAAGUCACUCAUAUCAACUCUACUAGAGCAGAAUGGAUUUGGUUUGCAGAAGAAUAAGCAUUUGUGUAUUAUUUCAAUUUACGAUGUAAUAGUUAUAACUCCUGUGUAAAUUUAUUAUUCGUUGAAUCUGUUACGAGUAAUGAAAACCCUUUCAAAUUAAGAUUAAAAUGUUUUAUAGCAGGUAUAUUGCUUGGAUUUGAGAUCAUCACAUCUUCAGUAAUGGAGAUUAUGAUAUGGGAGUACCACAGUGCACUGCUUUAGGUCCAUUAAUGUUUAUGUUAACUUACAUGUCAGGGGAGUGUUUCAUGACACAUUUUGUCAGUGAUUUUCACUGAAGAAUGUGCUUUUAUUUUAGCCAAUGAAAUGCAAGAAUUUGGGGAGCUUAUCAUAGAUGUACCCCCUCUGGCCCCGAGAGGACAUAAGUGAUUACUAUAGGGAUAGUGAUUGCAUUUUAUAUUUACUUGUUCAAAUACCGAAAGGUGUGUGUGAGGGCUUGAGGAAAUUCUUUAUUCAGUAUUGUAUUAAAUUUGGUGCUCAAAAAUCAUUCUUUUAGAGCACUGCAUUAUAAUGUUUUAGGAAUGGUAUACAGAUUAAUGUUAUAGUUAUGUUCAGCAGUGAAUUGAAGAGGAUACUUGAAAAUAAUGCUUUCUAGUUUUAAAUUUAAGUAAGAAAAGGACAUCUCGCCAAAAUCUUUGCUACCAGCAUCUUAAGAACUAGAUAUUGCUUCGAAUUUUAGUGACAAUGUCACACAAUAUUGAAUGUAUAACUUACAUGAAAUCAUACAUAUAUGUUGAAUUUGAGUACUACUUGGUAUUUUUAAUUGUAUUCUACUACCACUAAUAUACUUUAUUUCAAGAUUUCAUUUAUGUCUUUGAAUUGUUUUUCUUGUUUUACAGUAAGGGAGUACAAUCCCGGAGAAUCACUUGUUCAAAUGUUGUCUGAAAUUAUCAUUCUUCAGUAUUCUUAAGCUAUCAUAAAACUAAGGAAGCAACCAGCCGAAAUUGUGAUAGGAUACUUGCUGAAAAAUAAACAUUUUAUAUUUUGCUUCGAUGAUUUAUUUCAUAAAAGUUACAUUUUAAGAUCAAUUUAUUAGCCAUUUAUUGGAAGUGAGAGUAUGUGGUGAGCAGACAACUAUCAACCUAAGCUGUACAUAUAAUUUGUAUAUAAUAUUUGUAUAAAACAGCAUAUUUCAUCAAUCUGUACACACAUCCAAAUAAACAAAAAAAUAUAUGAAUAUAUAAAUAUAUAACAAAAAAUUAUCUAUAUAUAAUAUGUGAUAUAGCUAUUGGUAAUGUGGAUGGAGGCGGCCUCCAUUCAACGCAGAUUAAUGCUGGGGGAAAAAGAAGUAACUGUUUUUAUAUGUUAUUUAUUGAUAAUAUGCAAAACAUGAGAAAGAAUUUGCUUUUCAUGAUGAUGAUAAUAUUUUGUGCUAUAAUGGCUGCUGAGUGGUAAAGCUAAAAUGUUUUCAACUGUUGUAUAUCUUGUUUAAUUUCUACCAGGUAUGUCAUUUGUUUUCAUGUUUAUAAGUUUUUAUCCCUUGUUCAGCGAAAUAGAGAAGUUUUAUUUGUAUCACUUUCAACACCUCAUCUUGUACCUUUAUUUUUUCUUUGCAACUUAAUCUCAACUCAUUGAUCAAAAUCUUGAUGCCAAACCAUUAUCUAAAAAAAAAAGAAUUUUGUAGUUACCUAUUCAGUAGUUAUACUAACUUUUGGCUUUGAUUUUAUGGUUUAUUUUCUCCCCACCUUUUUUUUCUUUCCUUUUUUUUUUCUCAUGGUCUCUUUUUGGAAAAUUUAAACCUGAUUCUAAACAAGAAUGAAAACAAAUAGUCCUUUUAUCCAAAUACUCUCUCAUUACAAUACUUGUUGUGGAAAAUAUAAUUUCAGCAUUUUAUUAAGAAACUGUAUCGAGACCCAGCUCGGGCAUUAGGAGCCAAUUCAUUCACUGUGUCAGUAGUAAAAGAAUUUUUAAAUGAUACAAUGUCUAAGCCUGUCAUGUAUUUUGCACUGAAUCUUCAAUCUGAGGUAUUAUAUCUCGUACUGCUUAAAUGCCAAGCAUAUUUUUGUUCUUUGGUCUUUUUUUUGCAUUGUACAGUUUUUGUGGAAUAUCACAAAUAAGUUGGCUGUACUCUGAACUCAGGUUUGAUUCAUAUUAUGGUCUGAAAGCUGUGGUGUAACUAUGGAUAGCCAAUUGGGACGCAAAUAUCAAACAGUAGAAAUUCAAAUCAUCAGCUCACUUGGCACUCAAGCUAUUAAUGACUGCCUGGGAAUGAAAUGGUUUUCUUUAUCAAUGUAGUACAAGGAAUCAACUCGACAGACAUAAGAUAUGAACAAUGUAAACACAGUGUUAACAUUUUUUGGCUUCCCAUAAUUUUAGCGCAGACGUUAUAGACCAUGGCAAAGCAGACUUCAGAAUAUGGGCCAGUGUGUUUCUCCAUGUUUAAGAUAUCAUUGCAUAAUAUGAAGGGAGUUUGGGGAAUUUGAAGAUUCUGAAGUACUUAUACACACACACACACCCUCACACAGGGCCAUAAUUUGUGUAACCUUCUUAAAAUGGUUUGUUUAUGUUUUCUAUUUCAUAUGAGAAGUUGUAAUGCCAACAAAUUAUCAUGGCUACAGCAGUUUAUGAAAUGAAGUAAAAUAGAGAAAAUGGGGGGGGGGGCGGCAUAGGAAAGUGUUGAUUAUUUUAUGGAAUUUCCCAUAGAAAAAAUAGGUAGAAAUGAUUAAAAAAAAUUGUAUGUCUUAUUAUUUGACAAAUUAGGAAAAUCAGUGCCCAGGCCCCGCCGCAGACAGAGACUGUUCAAUGAAACUUGAAAAGUAAAGGGCAAGUCUCAGAAUUGCACGUGUGGUUGGUUUAAAAUCAAGUUGCAAUUGGUUUUUCAGGUUGCAUCUGAUUGCAACUAUUUUUUUUUGGUGCCUAUGUUGCGCACGUCCACAACAUCAUUUCAAAAAUAUUGGUAUUGAAAUACCCAUGGAAUGUAUUCACUGCUGUAGGGCUAUUUCAAAAUUAAAUAGUUUCUCUUAGAGUUGAGAAUGUUAUAUUAAUUUUUGUAGUAUCUUUUUUUAUUCAUCAAAACAGCCUUCUUUUUAAAAAUGCUGCAGAGAAUUUCAUAUUCUAUUUGUUUUCUGUUACAAUUCUGAACAGUAUUCUUGUCAUGUCUCAACAUGAUGAUUUUUUUUUUAAAUCUGGCCUUGUAUUCUUCAAUCUUACUAUAUAUUCAUGUUUAGGGUCUUCAUUGUAUUGUUUCAUCAGCAGUGUAGUCAAUCGGUUUCAUUACUGGCGUAUCUGUUAAAUUCUCAUCAGUUUUCCGGCUGAAUGAUCUUACUUGUAUUCUAAAAAAAAAGUUUCACUUCGCUUUAUGUGGUGAAGUAAGUUUUUCAAUAUGCUGUAGGUGAAGUAACCUGCAUUUUGUAGAUGCUAUAUAUUAUGGAAGGUAUGUAGGUUCACUAAGUUCAAUGAUGAUAAUGUUUUGUAUACAUCGUCUUUUCAUUUUGUACGUCUCGUGCUGCGUUAUGUUCCUCCUAUUGUGGCCUUAUUGGGGUGAGAGGAUCUACUAAUGAUGUGUUCUAUCGCAUUAUGUAUUUUCUAUGCAAACUUUUCACCCUGCAAUGUUUUGUGAAAUUUCUCUUUUUUGUUUGUUCUCUUCAUGUCAAUUUUUUUCUACUAUUUUUGUUUUGCAUCAAAAUUAAAUGUCACUCACAUAGUAUGUACAACCAUCAA